Molecule: messenger RNA, 2153 nt
Organism: Solanum stenotomum
Lineage: Eukaryota; Viridiplantae; Streptophyta; Magnoliopsida; Solanales; Solanaceae
Product: NAC domain-containing protein 82-like
Exons: 7
Coding region: 380-2137 (585 amino acids)
Biological process (GO): regulation of DNA-templated transcription
Molecular function (GO): DNA binding
Source: RefSeq, a predicted model, not a curated record
UUUGUUACUGAAGAAACUUCACUUCAUUGAACUAAACGCGUUCAAUAAAACCCUAUUUCCCCAUCAUUUUGGUCCUCCUUCCUCCAUCUAAUCGUCGUCUUCGCGUCCGCCUUCUCCUUCGUUUGCCAUCUCCGGUUUUGUAUUACACACCAGAUGUCUGUUAGCAUCAACCAGAAGCAUCACUAUUUUGUUUGGGCUGCGUUGAAUCAAAGAAGACAUUGGUGCUCCGGGAAGAUAUUGUUUAGGCAUUGGACUUGACUCUGGUGUAUACUAGUCUAUAUACUCUGUUACUUUCUUUUGUUAAAAUUUGCUUCACUGAGACCUACUAGUGCUGUGUUCUUUUCAUUUUAUUUGGCUGUGCGGUUUUUUACUAGUUCCGAUGGCGAAGCUUCCACCAGGGUUUCGCUUUCACCCUACUGAUGUUGAGCUGAUAAUGUACUAUCUAAAGCGGAAGAUCACGGGGAAAAAGAUCCUUUUUGAAGCCAUAUCAGAACUCAACAUUUAUAAGUUCUCCCCAUCGGAUCUUCCAGACAAAUGUUGCUACAAAAGUAAAGAUCUUGAAUGGUAUUUCUUUUGCCCAAAUGAGAGAAAGUAUGCAAGUGGAUUCAGGAUGAAUCGCACUACUGAAACUGGAUUCUGGAAAAUUACUGGCAAGGAUAGACGUGUUCUUUAUGAUGAAAAGUUUGUUGGAUCUGUUAAGACUUUGGUUUUUCACCAAGGUAAAGCACCACGAGGGCAGAGAACUGAUUGGGUUAUUCACGAGUAUAGAUUUGAAGAUAAAGAUAUGGCAGAUGCAGGAUUUUCUCUGGAUGCAUACGUGCUUUGCAAAGUAUUUAAGAAAAGCGGACCAGGUCCCAAAAAUGGAGCGCAGUAUGGAGCACCAUUUAAGGAGGAAGAUUGGGAAGAUAAUGAGACACCUGCUGAACAUAAUCAAUCCAGUAUUCCUUCUUUACCUCUGCCUGACAAUGAAACCUGCUCAAUUGUGACCCAGCCUUACAUACAUGAGAUGCCUGCUGAACCUAAUUCAUAUGGUGCAACUUCUGUACCUGCAAUGCCUGACAACCUAAGCUGCUCUGUCAUUACCACCAUGGUUGACCCAGGAAACAAAUCUCUUUGGCAUUUAACUGAACCACGUCCAUCUUCUGCUGAGCUAUACAGUAAGAAGAUGCCUCAGGAAGAGGAGGAUUACAUGAUUCACCUCUCUGACAAUUUGAUUGAAGAUCCUGCUAUAUUGUUUGCUGGAAAUGAGGAUAACCUGGGUACUAACGAUAUGAAUGUUGAAGUUGCAUCUUUCACUAAUGGGAAUGCUAUGCACAACAGUCUUGGAAACCUUGACAACUAUGUAGAACUAGAUCAAACAACAUUUGAUCUUUCCGUAUUCCAGGGAACUGACUAUAGUCAUGACUCCAUAUUUUUCCAAGAUGUUCCCUAUUUGGAGCUCAACGAUCUUAAAAUCCCUCUGAGUCACUCUGCUGAAGCCAUUGAAACGGCGCCAGUAAUGAUGGGCGAUUUCUGUGUUCCACAUAGUUCUGAUGUUGACAUGCGACAGUUCUGUUUUGGAAGCAAUUCUUCAGCCAGAAGUCAGCAAGUUGCAGGCCAAAAUCAGAUCCAUGUGCUCCCUGAACAUCACAUCCAGCAAGUUAUUGGGUCUGAUUUGGUAAAUUCUGAUGCAGCUAAUGUGAAUCAGGCAUACAAUGCUGCAUACACGACUGAUUUUAGUUCUCACAAGCAACCAGAGGGUAGUAGAUACACUGCUCAAAACCCGGAAAGAGGUGAGCAGCAAAGAGAGUUUUUCUCUUGCAUGUUUGCUCAUUCUGCUUCAGAUUCUCUUUGUGCUGGCUUCUCCAUACAUGCCAAGGCUGAGGUGAUUCUAUGGGUUGAUGGAUGCACUGACGACGCCUUGUUUGCUGUUUUGGUAGAUUCUAGUACUGGUCUUACCUGCCAGUCUGCUGUUAGUAAGUCAGAUAAGGAAGUGUGUAAAUAUUGCUAUGACUUUACAACUUCCUUCUGCGUUGCUAUUAGUUUAGCUUUCUUUUUUGUUUCUCGCUUGAAAUUAGUUGGACAAUUCCUUUUUGGAGUUGACUUUAGCAGUACAACCUUUUUAUUGAGACAGCUUCAAAUAAAUUUUAGUGUGUAGUUAUCUUGGUUUUAAC